GAUAAACAUAGAGUGGAUGGUACCUUCUUUAAAUCGAAUGUUGCUUUUGAUAAUGGUUUUAAUUUGGACAAAACUGGUGGUAUUCUCAAUUACGCUAAUGCAAAUGGUUAUGGUUUAAAUGGUGGUCUAACACGCUACUCGGGAAUUGGCAAACAGGCUACGGUGGGUGGCUACUCCAACUUGUUUACCUCAAAUGAUGGUCUGACAACUUUGAAUGCUAAUGCUGGUGCCUCGAAAUGGUUGAACGGUCCAUUUGGUGGUCAAAAGGAUUACAGUUUCGGUUUGGGUUUAACACAUAAUGGUUGGAGAGGUUAAAUAUUUCGAUAUUAUUAUUUAUUAUAUUUAUUUUGAUUCAAAAUUUUUAAAUAAACGAAUAUUUUUGUGAAAAGAA
Molecule: messenger RNA, 391 nt
Organism: Lucilia cuprina (Australian sheep blowfly)
Lineage: Eukaryota; Metazoa; Arthropoda; Insecta; Diptera; Calliphoridae
Product: sarcotoxin-2A-like
Exons: 1
Biological process (GO): defense response to bacterium
Cellular component (GO): extracellular region
Source: RefSeq, a predicted model, not a curated record